AGGACCCGUAUGUUUUGGUGUACAGGUUGUCUUGGUUUUUCUCCUAAGUUAUUUUAUCGUAAUGAAUAUUUCAUCGACAGAUAUAGUCAGCGAAGUUAGUUUCAUUUGAUCUCUACUCGUUGAUUAUUCCUUUGUCUAGUAAAAUUGUUGCGGGUCUUGGGUUACGUCCUUUGGUAACUCGAGUUUCCCCUGAGAAUCUGAGAUCCUUACUACACUACACCACGCUUUCAAUUGGAACAGAACAGCAGCCAAAUCAACAAGUUUAAAGUUUGGACUUAAAUGACAGGUAGGAAAGAGAGGUCGAGAGAAUCAAAAGUAAGGUUAAUUAAGUAUACAUUUCCGUUGCUAUCGCGUUCUCUACCCUUAGAUUAUCAUUCAGUUCCAGUUUUACUAGUCGCUAGUUAUACUUCACUAGAGACUCUUUCUAUUGCCUUUUAACCCUUCAAGCCCUAAGAGUGAUCAGCAUCAAAUUUCUCCUUGUAAUAUCAAUGCUUUGUAAAACAAAGUGGUCAUGAGAAUUACGGACAAGAUCACACAAGAUGAAUUUGCUUGAUACUUUAUCAACUUCUCCCCACUACUUCUGUAGGAAAUGAAUGGGGGCAACAAAUGAGAAUUCAAAUUUUGAACUUAGGAUUUAAAGGGUUAAUGACGCAUCAUUAUCUCCUCCUUCAGCUGAUCUGGUUUAAUGAUAUUUUCCCUAAUAUGCUUGAAACGAUGACCUUCUUCAGUUAAAGAUAAAAACGAAGCGAUUGUGCCAAUUAAAGUAUAAACUGUAAUCAAAAGCCUUGAACAUAUAUUAGUAAGGGUCAAAGGAAACUUGACACGUUUGGCUUACCAAUUAUAGCACAAACCAAUCCAGUCGUUUGGUUAAAUGCGAUUGUAUUCUGGUGCAUUGUUCCGCUCUCCUAUUUCCGUUUUGUGUAAGGAACUUUUUUGCUGGAAAGGCACUGCUCCAAAGAUUUUCAGGACAAUUGUUAUUUUGCCUCGUACAGGGUGAAGCCGAGGUAUAAAAAGCUAUGCGAGAUACAACCGGCAUUACUUUGCUGGUGUUGUUAGCGUCUUGUGCCACCUGUCAAGGUUGGUUAAUUUUGCAUUAUUAUUUCCUAUUACUCCCUUGAAGUCUUAUUCAUCGUACCACUAACCAACAAGCAGGAAUUCUGUUACAUUUUACAUGUUUCCAGUUCUAUUUCUCGUCCCUCGUCCCCCCACCUCCCUCCCUCCCCUCCGGGUAUGGGGUGGAUUAUCCUGAGAAUCAUGCAAAUCAGUGCCGGGUUACUAUGGAGACAUAGAAGACACUUGCUCGCAAUCAAAAGCGUCAACUUAUACAUGUGCGUUCAAAAUUACGUCUGGUUAUACACAAGAGAGAAUUAGCUCAUUCUCUCUUGUUAAACAGAUUAGCUUCCUUCACAGUCAUGCGCCUCGCCCUACGGUUACUUCCCUACACGCGGUUUUGCAUUUUUUAUUCGCACAACAGCAGAAUUUUUGCAACAGCAUAGAGGGCAAGCCUUCCUUCUCACUGCAGAGAGAGACGUUGAACCAGACAGCUAUUUACACCAACCUUUUCUCCGCGACUGAGGCAGCCGCUUAGAAAUUUUAGGGUGUAUAGUGGGACACGUUCUGCUCUCCUUGGACAUCAUGAAUGGAAAUUGAAGACCACUCCUCCCCUUAAAAUGGCACUUUAGGUUUGACCUUCGUGCAGGGUCAGUCUCCGGCCGUGGGUGUCUCGAUGCGCCCGCGGUACUCCCGACCGAGGGAGGAGAGUCGGGUCGGGAGUACCGUGGGCACAUCGAGACAACCACGGCUGGAGAAUGAGCUUAGCCCUCGUCCAACGCCAUCCUUAAUUUCAGGUGAACGGGGGGUUACUAAUUUCUUUUUGUUCAGUCCAAGACUGCAGCUUCAUCACCGCUUGCAGGCUAGCAGUCAUUCGGACAACUUUUUAGUACUGACUUGGUGUUCAACAGAAUAUGUAGGUUGCUAUAAAGACUCCGAUCCCCGUGACCUACCACAGCGAUUGCACGACCGGGAAGUGACAGUCAGCUCUUGUGUGAAGAACUGCAAGGACUUGUUUUACAGAUACGCUGGUAUACAGUUCUCGUAUCUCUGUUUCUGUGGCAACAAACGUGGAAGGUAUGGUCAACUGCCGGAAUGGAAGUGUUCUAGUGAGUGCGCAAGCAAAAAGGAUGAACAUUGUGGCGGAUACUGGAGCAACUCAAUCUAUAAAACAGGUGCGGUAGGGAAACUAAACUCAAUUUUUUUUUGCAUGCCAAACAAUCGCUAGCCUGAAUUUCAGCCGUCUCCUCUAGUCGCAAGCUUCCGAGAGAGACUCUCUCCUGGGUUUGCGACUCGAUUCAGGUAAAACAUUCGCCGAAUUUGAAAGGCAGCCAUCUUGUUUUUAUCAGUGGAGAACGAAAACUGCGGAGUUGCAAAUUGAUUGUAGAGAAUUUACUUUGAGGCGGGGAUCUCGACUAUCGAAAAGGAAUAUAGGGGCGUGAAAUCCAUACGGCAAUGAUUUGACUUAUGAAACAAAGUGUAAUACUAAAGAAUUUGUACUCUGUAAAAGUAGGAAAACUAUUGUAGUAAGCCUUGAAAUAACUACGUCCUAUACGUUUCUUCACAUGUUACUAAGCUAAUAACGUUAAGAAGACGCGCACACUGUAUUUGUAUAUUGUUCCUCUUUUCUAAUAUUGGAUAAAUGGUUCCGCUAAGCCAAACUAUUUUGCCCUUUCCAAAAUCACAGCAGAGUUUAGUUAGAGCCUGUAUGAUGUGCUCCGCAGGCGAGCCCUAGCGACUGUGGCAUAUAAUUACAUCCUGCAGUUGAUUCUUCUUGAAUUUUUCUCUUUGAAAAUUCACGUUAUAAACUCACUGAGAGUAUUGAUUUCUUUUUUUUCUUUUAUCUACAGGCUAUGAUCCACCAGGUGGAGUAAAGAUUACUCCUUUAUUAAAAGCAGCUCUGAAUGACCUAAAACCACGAGCUAACGCUACUAAACACAAGGUAGCUCUAAAGCUAUUACUAAAAAGUUGUACACAGGAGUUGUUGUCUCAUUUCUUCUCUAAUUGUAUUAAACGCAUAUUGCUAACUGAAGGAGAUCAUGGGUAAUGAGGACAACUACUUUGAUCGUUGUUUAAAAGCUUUUGUCUUAGACCUCAAACUGGCGGAAAACGUCGUUUCGCCAAUAUAAUUUUAUCGACUGGAAUAGAUUUGGCCGUACGGGGGCGCAAGUGCUAGCUAAAGAAAAUUGAGUUUUGGUCCUCUUGUUCUUAUUGCGCAGCAUCCGCGCCCGGCCAAAACUUCAUUAAACUAAAAUAUAUUCAAUAACAGAGGAAUGCCAGCCUCCUUUCCAGGCCAAUUCGCGUUGUCCAAGUGAACGUAGGAGGCUUGGAACCGGGCGCGAUAGCACGAAUUGUUCUUGACGUGCAAAGUCACAUCGGAACUGGCCGAGGAGGCUGGAAACGAGGCUGAAAGACGGCUGUCAGAAUAAAGUCAACUCUCGCUCUCUCUGUUAACUACACUGUUGCUUUUCUGCCAUUUUCAUUGACUAUGAUAAUUUCUAUCAUUCGUUUAUUUUGUGCUUUGCAGGGACAUAAAGCGUUGAAAAAGGACCAUUAAUUAGGGCACACAGUGUACUCCAUCAACGUAGAAUAUAAUCCAACUGGACUCGAGAUUUCAUCAGUCACCACUGAAAACUGUACGAAUUUGAAGAAUAUGUACAUCGGUUAAAUAUGGGAAGAAAGGUUGAAUAAAACGAGCUUUUUUUGUUUUUGGAAAGUUUGUUUAUUUUAGUUGUUGUGUUUAUAAUUAUAUGAACCUCGUCCCCCGGGGGCCCCUGGCUUUUCCCUUAGAAUAUUGGCAAUAACCCAGGUGACAAGGUUGUUUAUAUCCCCCUUUAACGUUAUGGCGAGGGGGGAGGGCAAAUGAUGGUUAUUGAACUUCAAAUAAAACUAGAAGAUCUAUACUCGAAAGUUAUUUCCAUUCGCUCCUGGUACAAAUUUGACAAGAACGCAUUGUAUUAAAUCAAAAGACUAGACACUGUUACUUCGUCCUUUUCAGCCCUCUUGCUGCCCGCAUUGCUUUCCCUAAGCUUGCAUCCCUCAUACUCUCUCCUCCAUGGAAGCUAAUGCUGGGUAUACCAAUGAAAAUAGUAAGAAUCGAAAAAUAGCAAGAAAGCGGGUCUCUUUCCCCUUCCCAUCGUCGGCCCGCACGAUUUCUUUUUUUCCUCUCCCCAGCCUCCUUACGACACAAAGAGGCCUCGGCUGUGGAGGGAGUCCCUCAAAACAAAUAAGUAGAGACUGGGAACCAAUCUUCUUCGUUAAGACAGCUGAAAGGCGCGCGCGUGCGACAGCAGGCAGACAACACAAGCCUCUGAAUUUCUGAAAACUCUCCUCUUGGGUCGCAACGUAGAAAUUCAAAUUUACUUGAUACAGGGGAAUCUUGUUAGGUAGUGAAUUCCAUGGCAACCAUUCAGCGCCAACAAUAACGAGGUUGUCUCCGUUUACAUUAAAGACCGAGGUUUUAAUAGUUUUGCAUCUAACACGAUAAAACUGUCACUUAAUGAAACAAAAUGGAGUAGUUUGCUAGCCAGGACCCGCGCUCUUAUUCUUUAUAUUUCGAUUUGAAUAAUUGAUUUCGGGCCCGUAAAGUUACCGGGACUUUCGAGAAACGGGCCCCAGGUCUCCUUCGUUUUCUAGUGUACGACUUUGUGUAAAGAAAGAAAAAGGGAAUGACCUAAAUCCCCCUUACCCUCUCCCCCACCAUGCAUCCCUCCAGGGUGAGGAGUGCUGUUUAUUCAUAAAAUAGAUUUAACCUAUUGUUAAAUUGGCAAAAUCCUUGAAUAAAUGACAUUGAAACUAUUUGCAAGGAAGAAUACAUGAAAUCAUGUUUAAAACUGAUUAUGUGGCAAACAUCAAUGAUAAAAAACAAAGUGCUGCAGUUUAUGUUCAAAACGUGAAAUGCACAAUCCUUUGUUUUCUGUUGGCAAAUUGUUACGGAAUAAAUUAAUGACAUCAAUACAAUCAAAAAAACUCUUUUUGAACGUUGGAAGGUCCACAAAAACAUAUAACAAAGGAGUCUGACGGGUUUCAUAACCAUUCCACUCAAUUAACUAUGAUGAAAUUCAUAUAUUCAACAUUUGUUCUGUAAAUUAUUUGCCUGGGCCUAAAAGUCAAAGGGAGGAAGCCAAGAAAACAGGGGCUGGAAAAAUGAAUGAAAGGGUACGAGAGGCGAGAGGAUUGUACCCCCUGUCUCUUCCGAGCCUCGAUCGUUCUCUCUAUGGAUGUUUAGAUUCGAGACUGUCAAUAUGCGCUUACCGUUGUUGUUUUUUCUUUUCAUUGUAUGAUUUAACGGUUGAUUUGCGUGUCAAUUUAAGUCGAACUCAAUCAAAAGCAUGUAAUAAAAAUGUCAUGAACAACAAUAGAUGUGCCAACCUUAAUUAACCUACAAACAAAGAAGUUAUUCAACUAUUACGUGCUAAUCGAAGUGUUGGUUCAAUGAUUUGUAAACUUUUAAAAAAUGUUCAGAGAACCAUUUCGCCAUCUUGAGUUGACUAGAUUUUAUUUUGUUUAAUUAUUUUGACUCACCCUUUUCAAUCGGUAAACUUUGAGUAAAAAUAAAAAGAUCAAAGGACAAAUUAGUGAUAGUUUAAUCGUUUUCUUAUGCUUUUUACGAGUAAGAAACGCGUCGACCCAUUAAGUACCCAAACUGUAUAGCAAUGACCCAUGUUAACUUGUAAACUGUAAAUGACAUUACGUUUUCAUAUUCAUUCUUUAAACAAUUGUUUUAUUUUUUUGUUUUAUUUUCUUUGUUUUCAAUAAAAAUUAUAAGGCAAGGUCGGUGGAAGCAGGUCUUUCUUACAUGACCGCAAAGAUUUCACUGGUCCGAAGUAUAAAUGUUUAAUAGCCCUGCCUCAAGAUGGCAACCAAAACUCUUCGAAGAUAUCAUUAAUAUUGAAUUUCUUUUGUUGUCAGGAAAAAAACGCUAAGAAACGCAAGUUCUUUAAUCGAGGGACCAAAACAGGAAAUUAUAGCUGAUUUCAAAUGACUUGAAAAUACAUUGUGUGGAAGAGUUGCGUUCCAAAACCUGGGAUUUCGUUAGGACAGAAGUCAGUGCUUUUGCAAAAAAAGGUAAGAUACAAUUCAAGCUGUUUAGUUAUCUAUUGUCUAAUAAAUUAGAGCCAAAGGCUUUCCGGUCCUAUCUUGAAGGGGUUAGAGCCUAAAAUCUCUUAAAAAUUUUUCAGUGACGCUUUUCCCCUUCACAUUGAGUUUCACAUGAUAAAUCAAAUGAGAGAUAAAAGAUUUCCGAAGGGUAAAGUGAAAAAUAAAGAAAACUGAAGUUAUACUUGAAAGUAUUUUGUCAACAAUUCAAUUCUCGAAACGAAUUCGAAGAUUCUUCUCUUUUAAAGUGAUGAAUAAGUAACGCUAUGAGUAGUUCAUCCAAAUAAGGCUUCCUUUUAAACUGAGUUUAAGGAAUCAAGUACUUAGUCAAGUUAAUUGAACGAAUUUCCGACAUAAAAACAGUUCAAUCCGGGUUUUAAAUUUUAUGAAUUUUGACUCUUGACUUUAACCUGCCGCUGUUUAAAUUUCCGCCGCCAUCUUGAUGGCUUGGCCACAACGGCUUACUCUGAUUAAAAUAGUGCCUUAUUUAGAUGAGAAAUGGUAUCUUGCAAUUUUCAGAACACGUUUUAGAGAUAUAGGUAUGUUCCUCUCCAUCAGAUUUAUUAAGAGAUUUCUUGGUUUUGUACAAAGUUGAGCUCAAAUUGCACUUGCGCAGAACGCCCAAAACAUCAUUUUCGCGCGGAAUUUUUUUAAAUGCCGCUACUUGGAUAUUUGUGUAGUAUUCAUUUGCAGCAAUUCUAGGUCCUAUCAUCGAGAUCAAAUCUCGAAAAUUCAAAAUAUUGAAGAAGUAGUACACCUUUCAAUUUCGGUUUUAAAUCAGUCCAGGUUCAGUGAUCACCAACAUAGUAAGGGAGCGGUCAUUAACUAUUGGGGGGGGAGGGUCGGUAUUAUUUCAAAGGUUAGAGCCCAAAAAUGUUAGCCCCUCUCAGGUUAACAGCCCAAAAAUCUUGGCCCCCUUUAAAAUGUGAGCCCAAAAAAUUGUAACCCUCCCCUGUGAAAAACUUUUGAUUUUUUUACGAACGUUAUUUUGAGACAAUUAUUUCACUGGAAUAAGAAAAAAGUGUUACUAUUUUAAUACACUAUUUACAAAACCCAAUGGUUCACCAAGUAAAGGGAACCCGUACAUUAAACAGCCCCGUUGUUACUCAUUGAAUUCCUGUUUUGUAGUCAAUUUCAAGAGUGAACAAAUUGUGCGUAUUUAAUAACGGAUCAGCGAGAGCUGUCUCUAUUCAAGGGAAGUCCGCAGCUCUUGCUUGACCCCUCCAGGUCCUGCAAGUUCGGCCAUAUCGUGUGGUGUGCAAAAGAUUUUCAAAGUUAUUUUCCUGCUGGACCGAUUCGUCUUCCUCCUGGUCCUCAUCAGAAUCCUCACUGAUGUCAUCAUCGCUAUCAUCCUCUCCGAUUUCGUCCAAGACACCAUCAUCAUUGCCAUCAUCAAUGUCAUCAUCAACAUCAUCGUCACAAUCGCUGUCAUCGAGAUUUUCGCUACCUUCAAUUAUCUUCUUAGCAAUGUCUAUGGUUAUGAGGUCUAUUUUUUCUUGCUUCAGUGCUCCUUUGGAAUGCUUUAGCUUCCUUUCCAUGACAUACAGGUCUAAGAUCUUAACUUUCAGUUUCUUUAGCGUUCCUUCUCGAUACAUUGCUUCAAUGAGAAGGCGGUAAAAAAAAUUAGAGAGCAAUUAGCGCAACUGAAAUCUGUAAAGGAUCCUUCUAAGGCUGGAUUUCUUCUAAGAGAAAACCACAUUCUCAAGCCACAUGAUUCAACGACCAUAACGCAGAACAUGUUACACAUAAAGAGGGUCGAAACUUCAAUCGAAACUUUACAAAAAAACCUAAAGGAACACUUAGAAAGAACAAUCCAUUCAUCAGGUAGAGUUUUAACAGGACAUAAAACUGCACAUGACUUUGAUGAGCAAAAGCUAACCGAAUUGCAGGGUUUUAGAAAUGAAUUACACAGUUUAAUAACUAGUCUAAGUCAGCUCCAAGAAACCUGCAAAGCAGCAUUUAAGCACCCCUUUUCUGCAAUGAAAAGAAAAUCAAGAAAAAGGAAACAAAAUACCCAAAAAGAGUGUGAAGCGGAAAAAAGGCGAGGCAUGUGGCCAGGACGACUGAGGUUCUCAAGAAGAUUGCGCCUGAUUGGUCGGAGGGUAAGAUUUGUGAGAAGGAGGAUUUGUGCGGAGACAUCGUAAAAGAACUUGGAAAAGAGAGCAGAAAUGGGCGGUAGCUUUGAUGUUUGAUCAGUGCGAACUUUUGAAUGACAGCGCGAAAUCAGAGCUUAGAACAAUGUUAGGGUUUUCUGAAAGUGAGAGUAGCUCUAAUGCAAGUGACGGCGAUGAAAGUAGCGACCAAGACAACCUAAGUAGCAUCAAUGACAGCAAAGACAGUGAAAGAAAUAGCGAUGACGGGGCCGAUGAUAGUGAUGUAACUGAACAAUGUCAGGAGAAGGAUUCGGGAAGUGUCUUUACUGCAGUGGAAGCAUACGACAGCAGCAGUGCAGAAGACAUUGGCCCCUACUGGAACACAAUGGAAUGCACUCCUUACUAUGAGCCCAUUGAGUAGUCGUUUAUACAUCUUCACUGGACAUUGGCAAUAUGUUUGAUACCGUUACUGUUUAAGACUGAUUGAGUUUUAUAGCAUACCAGAAUUUGUUGAUUUUUUAAAAUAACAAUAAAUCAAGUGAUGUUUAUAAAAUUGUUCUGGGUGUGAGCUUUUUCACUGUGCAAUUAAGCUUUGAGUAUACGAUUCUAUGAAGAUUCUCUUGCCAUGCUAAAGUCAAUAGCACAAAACCCAUUUGUGCACAUCGCCCAAAGUUUUAAUAAAAGGCGCCCAGAAAUUGUAACCCUCCCCUAUAAAACGUGGGCCCAUAAAAUUAUGGCCCACCCCAAAUGGGCGCCCAAAAAAACACAGCCCUCCCCCAAAAUUUACCAGCCCUCCCCCCCCAAUAGUUAAUGACUGCUCCCUAAGCAAAUUAAAAGCGAAAUUUCAGGUCUCCUUGUCUCAUGCAACAUAAACACCCAAUCUAUCGGUGUUUCAACAGUGUAUUUGUAAUGGGGGAGUUCUGAGGGACUCCUGUACUGAAUAAGGAUUUCUACAUAACUGUUUUCUGGACGCAGCUCGGUAUAAGUCAAAAUACCACACAAGAGAGCCGGGAGAGGAGAAUCAAGUUGAUUUAGAAACAGGUAGCACCAAGAAUAGAGAACCUGCCAAGUCAGUGUUCUCUUGCAUGUCAUUAAUUCGUAAAGAGUUCCAGAUCAUUGUAUAGCGGCCUUCGAUGGCAAAGCCUUUGGGUUUCUGGGAUAAAUUUGCCAUCACUGAAAUGUAUUAACAAACGAUUCGGCGCCAUUUUGAGUUCAGGACUUUUGACUGGUUAUUUAAAAAUCCGGAUUUUACAAGGUUUGUAGCUGUCUUUGUUCUUUGUCGAGAAAAUGGGAAUCGAAUCAGUGUGGAGUUACAAGGAUUUCUACCCUUUGUCGUAACGUAUUAACUUAUAUAUUUUUGUAAAUGACUAGUGAGGCAUUAGCAAGCUUAUAUGGCUAAAAAAAAAAUUGUGGUGUUUACGGAAAUUCAUUUUAAAUAGUUUUAAAUAAAUUUAAGAACUCCGCGGCUAGCUCUUUUCUAUGAUUGUAAAGUCAACUUUAAAUAGAUGUUACUGAGUGGCUAACACUACUGACGUUACUUCUACCAGUAAUAUGGAGAAAACUAUUCUGCCUUUCCAGAAAGCAAAAUGGUUUCCAUUUGAUUCCUAGAAUGAUUGUUUCUGUUACAUGUUCGCUCACAUGUAAAAUAAUACAAGAUAACUGAUAGACAGGGGAUGUCUGGUCGCAUAAAAAGUUUUCUUGGUCUUAUGUGACCACGAUUUUUCAACAAACUACCUGUAGUUAAAGCCCUCCCUAAUGAUGUUAAACUAUUGUAUUAAAUUUGUAUCGAUCCGUGAUUUUUUAAUAUCUAGAAAUUUCAUAACUUUCCGGACUUUUGGAGAGCAAAUUUGUUUAUUUCGCGGGCGAAUGCAUUUUGUAAUAUAAGUACACUCAGUUGUUUAAGCGCUCCAUUAAUCACAACUCAACAAUGAAACAGGAACUUCAUUGGAGCGUACACUAGCAUGCAGGGGGUCUUUUUGGAACUACUUCUACUUGAUAUUUUACAGUUCUAUGAUCUGAAUUUCAGACAAUUUUGACUAGGACAUUAAAGCCUCAUGGAAUUUUCACACUUGGCGGAUAAACAAUUUUAUUUUUCUUUAGUAAUAACAAUAUAGAUUUCUGAAUUAAAAAAGGCAAUAUACUGCUCUGAAGAAAUAGGAGAUUCUUUUACCGUAGGUUGAUCAUAACUACACAGUGACGUUCUAACAGCUCUUAUCUUGCAGUUUUUAUCAAUACUUUUUUACAGCUAGUAGGGCCCGCUGCUAACCAACGCUCUAAGUUUGAUAUCAUGAGAAAAACGCGUGCGCGUGAUCAAUGUAUGAAUUCUCCGUGAGCUUGGUCCUAAACGUUUUAAAAGUCAGACUACUGACAGUGGUUCACUUUAUUAAGAAACGUCAGUAAACGGCUGGGAUUCAUACCCGGUGAUCGAAAAAACGCGCGCAUUAUCACCCCUCACUCUUAACUGCUUGAUCUGGAUCAUGCAUGCGUGCAUUCUUUUUAGAAACUUAUAUUUUUAUUCAUCUGGAUCAUAAAACGUCAGUUCACCGAUAGGAUAGUCGUGCUUUGCGCCUAAUAUCCAGUGUAAACUUUAAUAAGCUUUACAACUUCUUUACCUUGAAUGUGAGGUUUUAUGCACUUUUCGGUUACUUUGCUUAUAAUCUUAGUUUAAGUCAGUUUACCACAUUUGUCUCUUCUCCUUAUCGAAUGGGAAGAUGAUACAAUCAUAGCUUUGAAACCUAUGUGCAAUGUCCUGCAGUACCUGCUUAGGUGUCACUUAAAACUUAACUGACGUCUUAGUACCUUCUCUACGCAGGAAGUAAAGAGGAAAUAACGAAGAAAAGAAGGACGAGUACACAGUAAUGGGGCUCUCUUGGGUCCUUCUUCUCUUGACAAUCCUCCCAUGGAUGGCUAAAACAAAAGGUAAAAUAUUUAAAGAAACACAGGUCUGGAAAAAGCUCCGUUCCUAUUGAGAACAAUUAAUUAAGCCCAAAAUCCCUAGCGAAGUAGACCCCUCAAAUGAAAUACUGAAGAAUUGUACUUCUGUGGUCUUAUUUCGACAGAUCUACACUACAUAGGAUGUUUUAAAGAUAGUGACCCGAGGGAUCUCCCUCAACGUGUUCACACACCAAAGUUGAAUGCUAGGACAUGUGUUAAAAAGUGCAAAGAACUAGAAUUUAAAUACGCUGGACUUCAAUUUUCUUAUCUUUGUUUCUGUGGAAACACUUACGGAAGAUAUGGAGAACUUCCGGAAGACAAGUGCUCCAGCGAAUGCAAGAGUAAACGAGAUUCGUUUUGUGGAGGUCACUGGAGUAAUUCGGUUUACAAGACAGGUGAGUUUUAG
Messenger RNA from Porites lobata, 11580 nucleotides. The record is from the annotation of a GenBank genome assembly. NCBI's taxonomy places the organism in Eukaryota, Metazoa, Cnidaria, Anthozoa, Scleractinia, Poritidae.